This is a messenger RNA of Staurois parvus, 321 nucleotides long. NCBI's taxonomy places the organism in Eukaryota, Metazoa, Chordata, Amphibia, Anura, Ranidae. The record is from the annotation of a GenBank genome assembly.
CUUCAUUGGUGUCAGUGGGAGGAAUCGUGCCCCGUCAUUGGUGUGUCAGUGGGAGGAGGAAUAGUGCCCCAUCAUAGGUGUCAGUGGGGAGGAGGAAUAGUGCCCCAUCAUUGGUGUCAGUGGGGGGAGGAAUAGUGCCCCAUCAUAGGUGUCAGUGGGGGGAGGAAUAGUGCCCCAUCCUUGGUGUCAGUGGGGGGAGGAAUAGUGCCCCAUCCUUGGUGUCAGUGGGGGGAGGAAUAGUGCCCCAUCCUUGGUGUCAGUGGGGGGAGGAAUAGUGCCCCAUCCUUGGUGUCAGUGGGGGGAGGAAUAGUGCCCCAUCCU